Arabidopsis thaliana (thale cress) is the source of this 3701-nucleotide messenger RNA. It is a transcript of the gene RKF1, whose product is annotated as receptor-like kinase in flowers 1. Gene Ontology annotation, cellular component: membrane. The transcript is spliced from 23 exons. Lineage: Eukaryota; Viridiplantae; Streptophyta; Magnoliopsida; Brassicales; Brassicaceae. The record is from RefSeq and is marked reviewed. The coding region runs from base 463 to 3483 and encodes 1006 amino acids. Gene Ontology annotation, molecular function: protein kinase activity; ATP binding; protein serine/threonine kinase activity.
CGUUUCUCUUUCCUUUUUGGAUUCUGGGUUUACAGAUUCUAUGCAAAGUUUGCUCCUUUUUCUCAUUUUAUUUGUAAAGUUUCCUUUUUUGGGUUUUCAUUAUCUGUUGGAAAUGGGAUUUCAUGAUUGGUAGCCGCAACAAUUCCGGUGACGUUGGGGUUUUUCAUUUUUUUAAUUGAAGUUUUUUGAGUCCAAAAUCUGCAGGUGUUAAUUGGGUGUGAUUAGGUCCAUUAGGGUUUAUUAAAUCAUUUUUUGAUUGAUUAUGGUUUGAAUCCCCUUGACCAUUGAGUUACCUUGAGAAAGAACUUGUCAUAUUUUUGUAUUAAACUCUUCAUUAGGCCUUCUUUCACAUGAUGAUGAUGAUGAUGAAUUGAUGAUCCUAUAAACUGUUGAAGCAAUCAUUCAUAUUUUGUUGUGGUUGAUGAAGAGUUCUAGAUAAAUUGUUUAUCCUGCUUUAGUUUGAUGAUUGUUAAGGCCAAGAAGAGUGUAAUUCUUGUUGUUGCUCAAGUAAUUGAACUGAUAUUUUAUGAUGUUUGCUUCUGUGUCUGUUCCUUAGUCGAUGCUCUGCAGCAAAUCGCUACCACAUUGGGCUCGAAAUUCUGGAAAUUCGAUGCUGAAAAUUGUAAGAUUGAAAUGGUGGGGUUAACUGAAACUCCUCCUCCAACAGCUAAGCAAGAAAUAGAAUGUGAAUGCAGUCCCACUAACGACACUGAUUGUCAUGUUGUCAAAUUUGCAUUCAAGGACCAUAAUCUUCCAGGAACUCUUCCUCAAAUAGUCAAGCUUCCCUACCUUCGGGAGAUAGACUUGGCCUACAACUACAUCAAUGGGACCUUACCUCGUGAAUGGGCUUCUUCAAAUUUAACUUUUAUUUCUCUUCUUGUGAAUCGGUUGUCUGGAGAAAUUCCGAAGGAGUUUGGAAACUCUUCUCUAACAUACUUGGAUCUCGAGUCAAAUGCGUUUUCUGGAACUAUUCCUCAGGAGCUUGGGAACUUAGUCCACUUGAAAAAACUGUUGCUUUCCUCUAACAAAUUGACCGGAACUUUGCCAGCUUCACUAGCUAGACUACAGAAUAUGACAGAUUUCAGGAUUAACGAUCUUCAACUCAGUGGAACGAUACCUAGUUACAUACAAAAUUGGAAGCAACUCGAGAGACUUGAAAUGAUUGCAUCUGGUCUCACUGGUCCAAUCCCAUCGGUCAUCUCAGUUCUGAGCAAUCUUGUUAAUCUGAGGAUCAGUGAUAUACGUGGACCAGUCCAACCAUUCCCUUCGUUGAAGAACGUGACAGGUCUAACUAAAAUUAUAUUGAAGAACUGUAACAUUUCUGGACAAAUUCCUACUUAUCUUUCACAUUUGAAGGAGUUGGAGACACUGGAUUUGAGUUUUAACAAGUUGGUUGGGGGAAUUCCGUCGUUUGCACAAGCAGAAAAUUUACGGUUUAUAAUUUUGGCUGGAAAUAUGCUCGAGGGAGAUGCUCCAGAUGAAUUACUAAGAGAUGGAAUCACAGUAGAUCUUUCAUAUAACAAUCUCAAGUGGCAGAGUCCUGAAAGUCGUGCUUGUCGCCCAAAUAUGAAUCUGAAUCUAAACUUGUUUCAGAGCACUUCGACAAAAAAAUCGAGCAAAUUUCUGCCGUGUAUCAAAGAUUUCAAAUGUCCUCGAUAUUCUAGCUGCUUGCAUGUGAACUGCGGUGGAAGCGAUAUGUAUGUUAAGGAGAAAAAAACAAAAGAAUUAUAUGAAGGAGAUGGAAAUGUUGAAGGUGGUGCUGCUAAGUAUUUUUUGAAGCCUGACGCUAAUUGGGGAUUUAGCAGCACAGGGGACUUCAUGGACGAUAACAAUUUCCAAAACACUAGAUUCACCAUGUUUGUCCCGGCAUCUAACCAGUCUGAUCUCUACAAAUCGGCACGAAUUGCUCCAGUAUCUCUAACUUACUUCCAUGCCUGCUUGGAAAAUGGAAAUUACACUAUAAAUCUAGACUUCGCUGAGAUACGGUUCACCAAUGAUGAAAACUAUAACCGGCUUGGAAGGCGUCUGUUUGACAUUUACAUUCAGGAGAAAUUAGUGGCAAAGGACUUUAACAUCAUGGAUGAAGCAAAGGGAGCUCAAACACCUAUAAUCAAACCACUUACUGCCUAUGUGACAAACCACUUUUUAACCAUCCGGUUGAGUUGGGCCGGUAAAGGAACUACCAGGAUUCCCACUAGAGGGGUUUAUGGUCCUAUCAUAUCGGCUAUUUCCAUAGUUUCAGAUUCCAAGCCGUGCGAACGUCCGAAAACUGGAAUGAGCCCUGGAGCAUAUAUUGCAAUUGGAAUUGGAGCACCAUGUCUUAUUAUCUUUAUACUGGGAUUUCUGUGGAUAUGUGGCUGCCUCCCAAGAUGUGGUCGACAACGAAAAGAUCCGUAUGAAGAAGAGUUGCCUUCUGGAACUUUUACAUUGAGGCAAAUCAAAUUCGCUACGGAUGACUUCAAUCCAACUAACAAGAUUGGAGAAGGUGGUUUCGGUGCUGUCUUUAAGGGUGUGUUAGCAGAUGGAAGAGUUGUAGCAGUUAAGCAACUCUCAUCUAAAUCGAGACAAGGGAACCGAGAAUUUCUAAACGAGAUAGGCGCAAUUUCUUGUCUUCAACAUCCAAAUCUCGUCAAGCUUCAUGGUUUCUGCGUCGAGCGGGCUCAGCUAUUACUGGCGUACGAAUACAUGGAAAAUAACAGUUUAUCUAGCGCGUUAUUCAGUCCAAAGCAUAAACAGAUACCAAUGGACUGGCCUACUAGGUUUAAGAUUUGCUGCGGGAUCGCAAAGGGUCUCGCGUUUCUCCAUGAGGAAUCACCGUUGAAGUUUGUACAUAGAGACAUCAAGGCCACAAAUAUUUUAUUGGACAAGGACUUAACUCCCAAGAUAUCUGAUUUCGGAUUGGCUAGGCUUGACGAAGAGGAGAAAACACACAUCAGCACCAAAGUUGCUGGGACUAUAGGAUAUAUGGCACCAGAAUACGCACUGUGGGGCUACCUAACUUUCAAAGCAGAUGUCUACAGCUUCGGUGUUUUGGUUCUAGAAAUCGUCGCCGGCAUAACCAACAGUAAUUUCAUGGGGGCAGGAGAUUCCGUUUGCCUCUUAGAAUUUGCUAACGAGUGCGUAGAAUCGGGGCACUUGAUGCAAGUAGUGGAUGAGAGGUUGAGGCCUGAAGUGGAUAGAAAAGAAGCAGAGGCGGUUAUAAAAGUGGCUCUCGUGUGCUCGAGCGCUUCUCCAACAGAUCGUCCUUUAAUGUCAGAGGUCGUUGCUAUGCUAGAAGGUCUAUAUCCAGUGCCAGAAUCAACACCAGGAGUAAGCAGGAACGCAGGGGAUAUAAGGUUUAAGGCAUUUAAAGAUUUAAGGAGAGGCAUGGAGAACAAUAGUAAGACGCAGUGUUCUGUUAAAAGCUAUCCGUCUUCUUCUUCGACUUCUUCUGGGGCAGGACAAGCAGUUCAAGAAAGAAAGAAAGAAGAGUCAAGGCCUUGAAGAGGUUUUGAAUCCUUCCCUCUCUUUUUUUUUUUUUUGUAAAAUGUCUGUCUUUAGUAAAAUGUUUAUGAGUUUAUUCUGUGAUUAGUCAUUUACUGUAAUUCCCCAUAUCUGUAUUUAGGUUCUGUUAGUUGGGGAUUGAAUGUUGUGAAAACUCAAAACUCAAAUGAUAUAUAAUCAGUGAUCUUUCAUAGGCUGGAUUUGUGAAAUGAUUUGUG